Molecule: messenger RNA, 1923 nt
Organism: Echinops telfairi (small Madagascar hedgehog)
Lineage: Eukaryota; Metazoa; Chordata; Mammalia; Afrosoricida; Tenrecidae
Gene: HNRNPL
Product: heterogeneous nuclear ribonucleoprotein L
Exons: 11
Coding region: 133-1614 (493 amino acids)
Biological process (GO): mRNA processing; regulation of RNA splicing
Cellular component (GO): nucleus
Molecular function (GO): mRNA binding
Source: RefSeq, a predicted model, not a curated record
GAGAAUUACGAUGACCCACAUAAAACGCCAGCCUCCCCAGUUGUCCACAUCAGGGGCCUGAUAGAUGGCGUGGUGGAAGCCGACCUCGUGGAGGCCCUCCAGGAGUUUGGACCCAUCAGCUAUGUGGUGGUGAUGCCCAAGAAGAGGCAGGCGCUUGUAGAGUUCGAGGAUGUGUUGGGGGCUUGCAACGCUGUGAACUACGCAGCCGACAACCAAAUCUACAUCGCUGGUCAUCCAGCUUUUGUCAACUAUUCGACCAGCCAGAAGAUCUCCCGCCCCGGGGACUCAGAUGACUCCCGCAGCGUCAACAGCGUGCUGCUCUUCACUAUCCUGAAUCCCAUCUACUCCAUCACCACGGAUGUUCUCUACACGAUCUGUAACCCUUGUGGCCCUGUCCAGAGAAUUGUUAUUUUCCGGAAGAAUGGAGUCCAGGCCAUGGUGGAAUUUGACUCGGUGCAGAGUGCUCAGCGGGCCAAGGCCUCUCUCAAUGGGGCUGACAUCUACUCUGGCUGCUGCACUCUGAAGAUCGAAUAUGCCAAGCCUACACGCUUGAAUGUGUUCAAGAAUGACCAGGAUACUUGGGAUUACACAAACCCCAACCUCAGUGGACAAGGUGACCCUGGCAGCAACCCUAACAAACGCCAGAGACAGCCCCCCCUUCUGGGAGAUCACCCCGCAGAAUAUGGUGAGGGCAGGGGGUUCCCCUCCGUGGACUCCCGUGGCUCAUGUGCCCCUGCCCGUCGCCCGCCACGAAAAUUCUCACCCGUCCCCCCUCUCUUUCCUUCCCACCCCCCAGGAGGGCCCCACGGUGGGUAUCACAGCCAUUAUCAUGAUGAGGGCUACGGGCCUCCCCCGCCUCACUACGAAGGGAGACGCAUGGGCCCACCAGUGGGGGGUCACCGUCGGGGCCCUAGCCGUUAUGGCCCCCAGUAUGGGCAUCCCCCACCCCCUCCCCCACCACCCGAAUAUGGCCCCCACGCCGACAGCCCUGUGCUCAUGGUCUAUGGCUUGGACCAGUCUAAGAUGAACUGUGAUCGAGUCUUCAACGUCUUCUGCUUGUACGGCAAUGUGGAGAAGGUGAAAUUCAUGAAAAGCAAGCCAGGGGCUGCCAUGGUAGAAAUGGCUGAUGGCUAUGCUGUAGACCGGGCCAUCACCCACCUCAACAACAACUUCAUGUUCGGGCAGAAACUGAAUGUCUGUGUCUCCAAGCAACCAGCCAUCAUGCCUGGGCAGUCGUACGGGCUAGAAGACGGCUCCUGCAGUUACAAAGACUUCAACGGCUCCAGGAACAAUCGCUUCUCCACCCCAGAGCAGGCAGCCAAGAAUCGCAUCCAGCACCCCAGCAACGUGCUGCAUUUCUUCAACGCCCCCCUGGAGGUGACCGAGGAGAACUUCUUUGAGAUCUGUGACGAGCUGGGAGUGAAGAGGCCCUCCUCUGUGAAGGUGUUUUCAGGCAAAAGUGAACGCAGCUCCUCUGGGCUGCUGGAGUGGGAGUCCAAGAGCGAUGCCCUGGAGACACUGGGCUUCCUGAACCAUUACCAGAUGAAAAACCCAAAUGGGCCAUACCCGUACACCCUGAAGUUGUGCUUCUCCACUGCUCAGCACGCCUCCUAAUAGAUGCCCAGGAAGAGUUCUGUCUGAGCAGGAAAACAUUGUUCUUUUUUUGCGGUUUCUUUGGUUUUGUUUUAUUUCCUUUUGCAAAUGUUCUUGUAUUCCUUUUUUAAUACUAGGUUUAGAGAGGCUUAACCAUAACAGCAACGCUGGAUGUCUGGAGGGGGCGGGGGAGGGGGACGGAAUCUCCCAAGAUUAACCUUCACUUUUUGGAAAUGACUGUACAUGUGAUUUUUUUUUUUCCCCUCGUUCAUACAUUUGUGCUGCCCAUGUACUCUUGGCACAUUUCAAUAAAAUUGUUUGGGAAAUACA